Molecule: messenger RNA, 606 nt
Organism: Cotesia congregata
Lineage: Eukaryota; Metazoa; Arthropoda; Insecta; Hymenoptera; Braconidae
Source: the annotation of a GenBank genome assembly
AUGUCACAGACCCACGUGCUUCACGCUCAUUUUUUGAAGCGCAUUUACGGAUUGAUUCGCCACAGGAACACCAUUGAUCUCUUUUAUUUCAUCGAGUACAUGGAGGGUCGCUUGUUUAUAGCUGGGAGAUGGUUCAAGUACGCUAGCACCCGAAAUGAAUUCGACAGUCGUCAUAAGACUGAAAGUUUGUCUGAAAUUGAAUCUAAAGUAACUUUUAACAAAGAAGACUAUAUGCUGAUUAGUGGUAAUGUAAAAUCUGUCGCUGUAUACACGCGAGAAAAAAACCCGAGAGUAGAUGUAAUGGAAAGAGCGCGACUAGUAGUAAGCGCUAAAAAUGGAAUUUCAGUGGCUGAUUUAAAAAAAUUCAAUCACAAAGGGUCGGGGUUGAGUUUUAGAUUUAGAACAUUAAAAAAUUACCAUGGGCUCGUCGGUGUUCUUCUGAAACUGUACCAGCCUGACUCUGGUGACAUUUUCGACAUCCAUGUCUCCAUUUUGGCCCUCGAUGUCAUCUCCGCCGUUGAGGUACGGAAACAAAGGAGGAGGAGUUACCCGCGUCGCUUCUUCUCCGUAAACUUCGUGGCCUGCUACAUCGUGAGCUUGCAAUAA